Molecule: messenger RNA, 1286 nt
Organism: Oldenlandia corymbosa var. corymbosa
Lineage: Eukaryota; Viridiplantae; Streptophyta; Magnoliopsida; Gentianales; Rubiaceae
Source: the annotation of a GenBank genome assembly
UUUAGAGAGAGACAACCAGAAAGCUUUGAAUUUAUUUAGUCAGAGAAAAGGUGUUGGGGUCCCACACUCAAAAAAAAAAACAAAAACAAAUGGGAGUACUCAAUACGUUUCGUAGAUUCCCCUAAUAAUUCCUUCAAUCAUUUCUCCCCCUAUAAAUUCACCUCCAUUUUCUCCAAUCCCCAGAGCUCCCAAAAUUCCCCCAAUUUCAUCUCUCUUUCUUCCUCCAUUCAUAAUCCCAUACUAAUUUAUUUAGGAGUACUAAUUUGAAAAGCAGAAUUCAAUGGCGGAAGAAUUCCAGGAGUCGGAAGUAAUUUUCCAGGAUUACGGUAUUGUUGAUGAAGAAAUGAAAUCACUGGAAUUGAGGAAAAACCUGCAGAUGAAGCCGAAGAGGAAGAAGUUGAGGACUAAACAGAGAGCUCUUAAUUCUACUUCAACUAAUAAUUCGUCGUCGGUUCCGGUGAAUAUCCCGGAGAAAAUCUCGUGGUUCCAGCGGGUGGAUCCGAAUCGUGCUCUGUUCGACGACGAUGCCGACGGUGAGAUGGAGCCGCCGCACGUGAUCAUCGGACGGCGGAUUGCCGGGAAAAUAAUGGCAUUUUCGGUGUGCACCGGCAACGGGAGAACUCUGAAAGGAAGGGAUUUGAGUGAAGUAAGGAAUUCCAUUCUACGGAUGACCGGAUUUCUGGAGACGUGACGGACGGAAACAGCAUUAUUAUUAUUUCCAAAUUCCAAGUUUAUUAAUUAAUUUAUUCCCCAGCUGGGGAACUCAAAAACUAGAUAGCAAGUUAAAGCAAACCCAAAAAAAUAUUUAAUUUCCAUUUUGAUUUCUUUUCUACUAUUUCCUGUUUCUUUUUAAAUAGUAGUAAUUGUUAGUACUACUAGUACUCCUUAUUAAUUAACCUCUUAUCAUUGUUAAUAAUCAACUCAUUGUAAGGGAUAUUUCCCAAAAAGAAAAAUGCAAUUCUUGAAUGUAAGUAAUAGUAUUUCUUUAGAAAAUCAUUUUAUUAGUAUAUUUUGGGACAUGCAUUGGCAGAAAAUUUGCUGUGAGUGAAGCUUUGUCGUGGGUUAUUGUGACAAACCAAUUAUGAAUAAGCUGUUUCUGAUGGGAUCAUUGCCAAACUGCCUUUCUGGGAUGAUGAUUAAAGGGAGGGCCACUUAAUCACUGUAAUAUAGUAGUAUAUUCCUGUACGACUUUAAUCCCCCCAGUCAUACUCAUAAUUUUUCCCUUUGAAAACAUUAUUAUUAUUUAUUCACCAAUGAGAUGCGGCAACUUGGCUCAUUAGUAUAUC